UCUAUUCAUGGUUUCAAAAACAAAACGAGGUCAGCCUUCUAAUUAGCCGGCUCUCUUUAUAAUAUUGAAUCUUGUGCCAAUAUCUCUUUGACUCUGUUUUAGUCUCUCUUUCUGUUUGUUAUUUGUUUCAAUCACAUACUUAAAGUGUCUUAGAAUCUAGCUACCUAAGCGCCGUCAAUAUCUAAAGCUGUCAUCAAGUUCAAACCAGCUGGUGCCUGGUGUUCUGCAAGAUUUGCGCAUAAUAUUUGUCUGUUCCUCUUCUUUGCAUUGAAACCUUUCAGAACCUCCAAAAGGGUACUCUCAGAUUUGCUUUCUGCACUGGGAUUACGCGUCUUGAAGCUCACAUGACCCAAAAGGUGCCAACUUUGCUCUUUCUUGUUCUGUUUGUUUCAUGGGUUUUUUGAUUUCAAUAGUAUUUGUUAGUUCUUGUGUUGCUCUUCCUGUAUAAGAACCCCAGAUUUCAUUUCCAGCUCAUCUUAAGAAAACCCCAUCUAUCUCUUUGUUCUUCAAUAAAUUUCCAGUCUUUAGUAAUGAUGGGUUGUAGAAAAGCUGAAUUGUUUACCUGGGUUGUAUCAUUUUUGUGCUUGUCAUGCUUGUCUAGUGGAUUUAAUCCAGUAGACAAUUACCUUAUAGACUGUGGAUCAUCCACAAAUACUUCAGUGGAUAGCCGGGUAUUCAUUGCUGAUAACCUGGCUUCAAAUUUGCUUUCAACCCCUCAAGGUGUUCUUGCCAAAUCCAAUUCGACAUCCAUCACACUCUUCUCAGAUUCACCGCUGUAUCAGACAGCCAGAGUCUUUACUGGAUCCUCAAAAUACACCUUUUCAAUCCACCAGAGUGGGAGGCACUGGAUCCGCCUCUAUUUCUAUCCCUUCGUAUAUAAUAGUUACAAUAUGAGUGUGGCAAAUUUUGCUGUCUCAACUCAAGACCAUGUCCUUCUGAGCAAUUUCAGUGUGACAAGCGGUGCUGUUGUUAAAGAAUUUUCUCUAAAUGUGACAUCAAAUGACCUUGUAAUCACCUUUACCCCUUCUGCCAAUUCAAUCGCCUUCCUAAAUGCCAUAGAAGUGGUUUCAGUCCCUGAUGCGCUCAUUAGCGAUGAUGCCCAGACCAUUAGUCCAGCAGGAGAUUUCCAAGGGUUGUUGCCUAUGGCACUUGAGACGGUUUGGAGGGUGAACAUGGGUGGGCCAACAGUCACACCUAAUAAUGAUACACUUUGGAGAACUUGGAUUCCUGAUCAUAGUUUUUUAGUACAGCCAAACGCUGCCACGAAUGUCUCAAAUAUUGCAGCUGUUAAGUAUGUUACAGACGGAGCAACACAGGAUGCAGCUCCAGAGACUGUCUAUGGUACUGCCACAAAAAUGAACUCGGCAAAUAAUCCUAACAGCAAUUUCAAUGUGAGCUGGGAGUUCGAUGUGGAUAUAGGAUUUGAGUACCUUGUCCGUUUUCACUUUUGUGAUAUAGUGAGUACUAGUCUUAACGAGCUCUACUUCAAUGUUUACAUUGACCCCUGGCUUGUUGUUUCGAAUCUUGAUCUGAGUACUCGUUUGAACAACGAAUUGGCUGCUGCAUAUUAUAUGGAUUAUGUUACGGUGACAGCUGUUAGCAAUAAGCUUCGUAUAAGUGUUGGUCCUUCUACUGUAAAAGGUGCAUACCCCAAUGCCAUCCUAAAUGGGCUGGAGAUCAUGAAACUGAACAAUUCUAAGGGCAGUCUCAGUGCGGCAGAUGCUGUGAUUAAUUCAAGUUCAAAGAAAAAUGUAAGUGUGAUGGUGGGUACAAUAAUUGGGGCCUUCAUUGCCUUAGUGUUGGCUGGAAUUCUCUUUAUGCUGUUCAGAAAGAGAAGAAGACUAGCUCGUCAAAGACUUUCUAAGACAUGGAUUCCAUUAUCCACAAAUGGAGGAAAUUCUCAAUCCAUGGUAAGCAAAUAUUCUAAUGGAACAACUCUUAGUGCCAUCUCUAACAUUGGCUAUCGCAUUCCUUUUGCGGCAGUUCAAGAGGCCACAAACAAUUUUGAUGAGAGUUGGGUCAUUGGGAUUGGUGGAUUCGGGAAAGUGUACAAGGGAGUUUUAAGUGAUGGUACAAAAGUGGCUGUAAAGAGGGGAAAUCCUCGAUCCCAACAGGGACUUGCAGAGUUUCAAACUGAAAUCGAGAUGCUCUCUCAGUUCCGCCAUCGCCAUCUUGUUUCACUGAUUGGAUAUUGUGAUGAAAAGAAUGAGAUGAUCUUGAUAUAUGAAUAUAUGGAGAAUGGGACCCUCAAAAGUCAUCUUUAUGGCUCAGGUCUUCCAAGCAUGAGUUGGAAGGAGAGGCUUGAGAUAUGCAUUGGAUCAGCUAGAGGACUUCAUUACCUUCACACAGGGUAUGCAAAAGCAGUUAUUCAUCGUGACGUAAAGUCUGCUAACAUAUUGCUUGAUGAGAAUCUCAUGGCCAAGGUAGCUGAUUUUGGGCUCUCGAAGACAGGGCCUGAAAUUGAUCAGACUCAUGUGAGUACAGCAGUGAAAGGAAGUUUUGGGUAUCUUGAUCCUGAAUAUUUCAGGCGGCAACAACUGACGGAGAAGUCAGAUGUGUAUUCAUUUGGUGUGGUUUUGUUUGAAGUUCUUUGUGCAAGACCUGUUAUUGAUCCAUCCCUUCCAAGAGAAAUGGUGAACUUAGCUGAAUGGGCAAUGAAAUGGCAGAAGAGAGGGCAGUUGGACCAAAUAAUAGAUUCCAGUCUUGUGGGAAAAAUUAGACCAGAUUCUCUGAGGAAGUUUGGAGAGACUGCUGAGAAAUGCUUGGCCGACUUUGGUGUUGACAGGCCCUCUAUGGGAGAUGUCUUAUGGAAUCUCGAAUAUGCUCUUCAACUUCAAGAAGCAGUUAUUGAUGGUGAUCCUGAAGAAAACAGUACUAAUUUGAUUGGUGAACUCUCCCCGCAAGUGAACAAUUUCGGUGACAGCAAUACUAGUAUUUCUGCUACACAGUUUGAAGUGUCAGCCGUGGAUGAUCUCUCAGGUGUUUCCAUGAGUAAGGUGUUCUCACAGCUGGUGAAGUCUGAGGGUAGGUGAUUGGUUGGAGAUAGUAUACUCUAUUGUUUCAGCUACUUUCUAAUAAGACUUCUGUGCCUUUUUUACCAUAUUGUUCACCAUAUUCCACUAGAUAGGACGUUAUCUUGGUUCUGUUAUCCAAAAAAUGAGACCCGGAAUUGUCGAAAUAUGUUUAUUUUUUCUGAUAAAAUGAUUUUAGCAUCCCCCUGUGGCCUGUACAAUAUGUGGCUUGUUUGAUUGACUACUUUAAAGUUUGAAGAGGAACCCUGCUCCUAUUCUACAGUACUUGAAGUAUUUGACCAUUUGUAGAGGUGUCCUUGGCAGAGUUCUGCAAUCAGACUGCGUAAAAUGUGAUUUGUGAGUUCUCUUUAGUACAGAAAGGCUGGUGGUUCAAGUGAAUUUUAGCAGUUUACAAGGAUGUUGUAUCUGAAAGUUGUCAUUGUAGUGUGUUUCUUUCUUUGUAUUUUAUAAAUUCCCCAACUCAUACAUGAAGCAGCAUGUUAAAGAUUACAUUCAUUAUUUA
Molecule: messenger RNA, 3534 nt
Organism: Quercus robur (English oak)
Lineage: Eukaryota; Viridiplantae; Streptophyta; Magnoliopsida; Fagales; Fagaceae
Product: receptor-like protein kinase HERK 1
Exons: 1
Coding region: 531-3032 (833 amino acids)
Biological process (GO): protein autophosphorylation
Cellular component (GO): plasma membrane; plasmodesma
Molecular function (GO): ATP binding; transmembrane receptor protein tyrosine kinase activity
Source: RefSeq, a predicted model, not a curated record